Colletotrichum graminicola M1.001 is the source of this 741-nucleotide messenger RNA. RefSeq lists its product as uncharacterized. The record is from RefSeq and is a predicted model, not a curated record. NCBI's taxonomy places the organism in Eukaryota, Fungi, Ascomycota, Sordariomycetes, Glomerellales, Glomerellaceae. The transcript has a single exon. The coding region runs from base 1 to 741 and encodes 246 amino acids.
AUGACCGUGACGGAGUUCGCACUUCUCCAGCUCAAGGAGCCGCUGACCGAGGAGUUCAAGGAGCUCUUGGACUAUUGCCAGACGGUCCAGGACACCUGGGUCUUGCGCCAGCAGCCAGGACUCCCUCCUACCCGGAUAGACCGCGGCACCGCCAUCCUCCAGCAGGUCGAGGACCCGAGCGUGAUCCUCAUCGCAGCGCAGUGGGACUCGCUGCAGGCGCACCUCGAGUGGCUCGCGUCGCCCGAGAACCAGAACGUCAUGGCCAAGCUGAUGCCACGCAUCCACGUCGAAGGCCCGCGAGCUGUUCUCUUCUUUCACGUCGACGCGCCCAUCUUUGCGACGCCGGUGACGCCGCCGACCCAGGCCGACGGCGCUGCACCAGAGACGGAGAGCAAGGCCGAGGGGAAGAAGAAGGCCGAGGACAAGCCCCCUUCGCUGUUGACGGCGCCGGUGCUUAGCGUCGGACGCUUCGGUGUACGGUCGGAGAAGAAGGAGGACUUCACCAGCAAGUACGACGAGUCGAAGUGGGUCGUCGAGGAAGCCGCGAGGCCGUACCCCGUCCGCGGCGGGUGGCGGAUGGAGAAGGCAAGCGAGGAUCACGAGGAGUUUGUCAUGUACUGCGGGUGGUCGACGGUCGAGCAGCACAAGGCGAUUGCCCAACGCGAGGGGUUCAAGGAGUGGGCUGGCAUUCAGGAGUUUGUCACAGGGACUGACAUUUGGCAUUACCAGAGGAUCAUGUAG